This is a messenger RNA of Mycena citricolor, 4211 nucleotides long. The record is from the annotation of a GenBank genome assembly. Lineage: Eukaryota; Fungi; Basidiomycota; Agaricomycetes; Agaricales; Mycenaceae.
AUGGCUGCUGUGGCCGCGCCCAUGUAUAGCAGCCACAAUAAUGCAUUCUUUUCUUCGUCCAGCAGGACCAACUCUUCGACACUGAUGGCGAGCCAUUCGUCUCAAGGUAUGUGGAUCAUGACUACGGGCAUGUGGGAGACCCCAGCUCACUACCCUACCCUCCCAACAGCCAACUCCGCUGCAUCCUCCAUGGACAUGGAGCCCAUGAUUGAAGAAGAGCAGUUUACCACCUUGUUUUGUCGGGCACUCUACGACUACGAUGCUCAGGACGCAUCGGCACUCUCCUUUCGGCAGAACGACAUCAUCGAGGUUCUCACUCAGCAGCCGUCCGGGUGGUGGGACGGCCUCCUCGGAGACGAACGCGGGUGGUUCCCGUCCAACUAUGUCACUGUCAUUUCAGAUGAGGAGGCAGAGAUGGCGUUUUCGAGUCCCGAAAUUCCGCAUCCGGAACGGUCGGCAGCGGACACCAAGCACAAUGCGGACACGAGCUCCGUUUUGGACAUGUCGCAUGCGAUGAUGCGGGGCACCGGGAUGGAGAACGAGGAAUGGCUGGAAUCUGAGAUGGGCGGGAUGCAGGGCGGGGGGAUGGACGAGCUUGCCAAUUCGACAAUGGCGGGUCCACUGGAGUCGAGCGACUUUUGGAUGCCCGAGGUUACGUCCGAUGGGCAGAUCUACUACGUGAACACGAAGACCGGCCAACAUGCCCGGGACUUGCCCAACGAGAGCGACGGAGAUACGUCGGACAGUGACUUCAAUGGCCUCGGUUCCCAGUCGAGCUCUCGAUCAGGGACUGGGCUCGGGUAUUCCAACGGCUAUAAUGCCAGCGGAAGUGCAGCGGGUUUCGGGCUCCUGCGACGCACCGGAACGCCUGAACCAUGGGUCAAGAAACUGGCCGACGAUGGGAUGUCCUACUACUACUACAAUCCGACGGAUGGCUCUACGCAAUGGACUCGACCAGAAUCCAGGGAAACCGCCCACACUCGUGACCGCAGUGUCCCAUCAACCAACCGAACGGUGGCUGCCAGCACUUCCAACGGAAGUCUUGCACCGGCCAUCCGCCCACUUCCUUCGACCUCUGACCUCACUCCUCCUAAAUCAUCGCGGCUGAGCGUGUAUUCCGAUGACUCAGACAUCCAGCCCUCAAUGGAUAUUGGCCGAUCGCGCCAAUACACGCAAAAGGCGAUCGUGCGACCAACAGUGGAUGUGAAGAUGGAGCUGACCUCGGCUGAGCGGAUAGCACAAACGCUGCAGCAGGCGCUGGCACCCCCACCACCAGAAAUCGUUACAGAUCUGUCCGCCAUCGCCAGAAGCGCGAUUCAAUCUGUUGUUGAGAACCUGGAGAGCCCCGGUGUUGGUCGCCGUGUCAGCGACGAUCGCGUGAUGGAUGGCAUGGUCUCGAGCGUUGUCUUCGCUGUUCGUAAUCUGCUAUACGUGUCGGCGGCGUCACCGGGGCAGAUCCCAAACCAUCUGCUCCCCCGCAGUCUACGCAACACCGAGGCGCAGACCAGUUCUUCACCGCUGAAGCCCGCGCAACGGCGGGUGACGGCCACUCUUUCCCGGCUGGUCCUUUCCGCUCGGGCGUUGGAAUAUGACGCGGGUUCGACUGCUGCGGAUACGCUUGAUCGCAUCCAGGUCGAUGCCGAGGAGCUGGAGCGAGCCGUUCUGUCGUUCGUGCUGGAAGUCCAACGACUGGAGCACUCGCGCACUGAUCUCAAGCCGCCGAAGCGCCUCGAAGCAGUGUUCAUGACCGCUAACAUCGGGCUCGGACUUCUGGGCGCCGGCGCUGCAGCGAGCUGGAAAGGCAUGGGUUGGGUCUCCCUCGAUGAGAAAGACGCGCCCAAAGAGACCCUGACCAUGGAUGUGGUUAGCGAGCUUGCUGCCAGGGCCCAAGAGCUCAAUCGGUCUUUCGUCAGUCUCGAGCAGGUUGUACAAGCCCGCGGGGACGACUGCGUGGAUGUCAUUCGAGAACAGACGCGACUCUUCGUCGCCCGCAUGUCCUCUUGGCUCCAAUUUGCGGCCGACAUUCACGUCGCACGACAUGUGGACAUCGACGGUAUCCGGCAGGACACAGGUUCCACUGGACCGAAUGAAAUGUACAUGCAGACUGUGGAACGGGCGAGAUCGCUGAUCCGGACACUGGAACACGCGCUGCAAUCCCUGUACGACGACUCGGCAUCGAUCCUCGUCACAACGUUGGGUUUGAGACAGCUGGAUCCCGGCGUAUCGCCGCAGACUCUGGACGCAAAUUUUGAGCUUCUGCUGGCACUCGGCACUGCGGCCAAGGCGAACAUGGAAGCCGCCAACCGGACAUUCGAGGGUCUGCUCUCGAUCGGGCACGAGCAAGCCGACAUUGCUCAAGGAGACUACAACGGCUCGAUUGAUUGGCGCAUGUCGCGGCUGAGUGUUAUUGAUACGCAGCUGGGAGGUGCUAUGCGUCCCUUGUCAGCCUUCGAUCCUGAAGUGCAUGGCGAUCUGGUCGAUCUAGCAGCAGCACUCGCGCGCCCUCCUGUCAAGAACCAUGUGACGAACCCCUCCUAUGAUUCUCUGCGGCCUCAGUCGAACGCGACUUCGACGCUCAACGGCAGCCGGGACUAUGACCAGUCGAUGGAUUCGACCAUCGGGCCGGAUGACGACGAUUUACUGGACGGAAGCCCCAACUACGACGACGAAUUCGAAGCCAAAGCCAAAUCUCCGCCGCGGUCAGGGAAGAACAAGCUCACACAAAUGCUUGGUCCCGACUUCCUCCGGGCAGGACCACCGCAACCGCCAACGCCUGAACCUGAAGAGCGCCCUCCUCGUCCAUGGUAUCUGCAGGCGUCAUAUAGCCCAACAGACAUCAGCAUCGAUCAAGAUGGUGCUGUCCGUGCGGGCACCAUAUCUGCUCUCGUUGAGCGUUUGACAGCCCACGAGCAAGCCGAUCCGACGUUUAUCAAAUCGUUCUUGAUGACCUUCAAAUCAUUCACUACUGUCGACGAGCUCUUUGACCUCCUCGUGCAGCGCUUCCGCAUCCAGCCUCCUGCAAAUCUGACGCCGGGUGAGCGCGAAGAAUGGGGGAAAUUGAAACAGCAUGUGAUCCAAAUCCGAGUUCUGAACAUUUUCAAGUCGAUGGUCAUAGACGAUGACGUUCUGGACAAGGAUGAUCUGUUCAUUUUGGACAGGAUGAAGGAUUUCCUGUCUUCGGAUGAGCUCGCCAAGUUCCCUGCGGCUAAACAGCUGUUGAACAACAUCGAACGACAGAAGGGUGGCGACAGCAAGAUGCGGAUGGUUACAGCACCCCAGGGCACCCCGCCACCGCCACUGGUGCCCAAGACAAGCAAGAAACUGAAGCUACUCGAUAUCGAGCCUCUGGAGCUUGCCCGGCAGCUGACUAUCAUGGAAAGCCAGCUGUACCAGCGGAUCCGACCCAUGGAAUGUCUGCAGCGUGCCCGAGAACAGCGGACCGAGGACAACAUGGACAACAUCACCACCGUCAUCCAAACAAGCAACAAGAUCGCUCUCUGGGUAGCCGAAUCGGUUCUCAGCAAGGAAGAUUCUCGUCGCAGAGCAAAUGCAGUGAAACAUUUGAUCAGUGUUGCCGACCGAUGCCGAGCUCUGAACAACUUUUCGACGAUGGCUGCCAUUACCGCCGGGCUGAAUGCGCCUCCGAUCCGACGGCUCAAAAGAACGUGGGAACAAGUGAACCAACGAUACAUGUCCCAAUUCGGGGCUUGUGAGAUGACAAUAGACAGCGGAAAAAACUUCACCAAGUACCGGUCUGUGAUGACCCACGUCAUUCCGCCCUGCGUGCCAUUCAUCGGUGUCUUCUUGACCACGCUGCAGUUCAUACAGGACGGAAACCCGGACAACGUCCCGGGGCCAGCCGGACCGGAAAACGCGCCGCCGACGACACUGGUCAACUUCCGCAAGCGACAAAAGGCGUCGGAGGUGAUCAACGACAUCAAGCGGUGGCAGGUGCCGUUCAAUUUCCACGUGAUCCCGUCGAUCCAGGCGUACAUCGAGGAGUCGCUCAAUGCGGUCAGCGAUACGAAGGAGUCGAGUGAGCGGUUCUGGGCGAUUAGUCUGGAGCGCGAACCACGUGAGCGGGAAGACGAGAAAAUGGCUCGGCUGUUGCAAGAGAGCGGGUUCUUGUAGCCUCCCACAUGCUGAUCUGUGUAUUAAUCGUAAUUAUUAUUGCUACUGUACUACCAUUCACCGGAUUUUUUGUAUCUUUG